UUUUGUUUUUUUAGUUUUUUUAGAAAUGUCUAUUAGUGGUUUCUUUUGCAAACUCCCAUGACGUUGCGUUGUACAGUCUUACCAUGCAACAAGCAGUGAACAAAUGGAUCUCUCCACUUGCUUCAAAGAGGAUUACUGUUCCUCCUGCUUAGCUUAGUUACCUCAAAUUAGGAUAAAGGGUAAGGAGAGGUCUGCUGUGUGCAGCGGCCAUCUGUCUGCCAAGUGGACGGUCGAGUGCUCCCGCUGCUGUAAAUGGAGACAGGGUUGGAAUUGGAUGUUUUGAUAUUCCCAGAUCAAGUGAGGAUUGUUACUCCGGAGGAACUCACAGAAUGGGAGCUUGAGACUGCGAGCCAAGUGUCCAUCCCCACCGUCCGACUCUUUGUGGCACUUUACCCAUACAACCCUGCUGCAAUGUCCCCCAACUACGACACGGCUGCAGAGGAGUUGCCUUUUGUGCCGGGCCAGAUAAUCAAGGUGUUUGGAGACAAAGACUCUGAUGGUUUCUAUCACGGUGAGUCCGGUGGCCUCUCCGGUUAUGUGCCAAGUAACAUGGUGGCUGAAAUCCCAGUGGAUGAUGAGUACCUGAAGCAUCUACUCAUGCAGCAGGGAUUCCUCCCUGUGGACCACACAGGUGUGUCUUUAACGCCAGAUCUAAGUCUGAGCGAUGUAGCCAGUAUCCCCAGUAUAGAUGAUGUGGUCGUUCGACGAAUGGUGGCCUUAUUCGACUAUGACCCAUGGGAAAAUUCACCCAACAUGGACAGUGAGGUUGAACUUGGCUUUCGUUCAGGAGACAUCAUUUACGCGUUAGGCGACAUGGAUCAAGAUGGAUUUUACUACGGGGAUCUGCACGGACGAAGAGGUUUGGUUCCAUCAAACUACCUGCAGCCGCUACCCUGGAAUUAGGAGAAAAGGUCACACUAAGAUGUUUGCUACAUAUGCCAAGUCUCAGACACAGUGAGAAGUUUUUAUUAAAAACGAAUUUAUUGAAAAAAUUUAAACAAAAAUGACAAAUCAUUUGGUGAAAAAAGUACAGAAAAAUACAAAUCAUAUAUAUUUUAAUAAUCAAAACUGACAUGAAAAAUUCACUCUAUAUUCACUUUAUAUUUGCGUGCCUACAUUCACUUUGCUUAUACUUUAUGCACUUUCACAAAAAAGUCCGACAGAUGACUUUACA
Molecule: messenger RNA, 1174 nt
Organism: Sebastes umbrosus (honeycomb rockfish)
Lineage: Eukaryota; Metazoa; Chordata; Actinopteri; Perciformes; Sebastidae
Product: RIMS-binding protein 2-like
Exons: 5
Coding region: 253-903 (216 amino acids)
Biological process (GO): neuromuscular synaptic transmission
Molecular function (GO): protein binding
Source: RefSeq, a predicted model, not a curated record